GUCUGCCGUGCUGGGCUGUCAGAGCCAACCUGCUCUCUCCAGGAGGUGAUGGGGAUCCCCUCAUUCCUAGCCCUCCCUGCUGCCAGGAGUGACCGAGCUGACUGCACAUCCUGCCAUCCUUUGGGCCACAUGCUACUGUGGACGGCUCUGCUAUUCCUGGCAGGUCUCCCGAAGGCUGUGGUGAACAUUCAGCCUGCGUGGAUCAAUGUGCUCAAGGAGGAUGACGUGACGCUGAUGUGUCAGGGGACCAACUUGUAUGAAGGCAACCUCACCCUGUGGUUCCAUAAUGGGAGCUCCAUCCAGAGCCAGAACCAGCCCAGCUAUAGCUUUAAGGCCAGCAGCAAUGACAGCGGAGACUACAGGUGUCAGAGAGAGCAGACCAGCCUCAGCGACCCUGUGCAUCUGGAUGUGAUUUCCGACUGGCUGCUGCUCCAGACCCCUAGCCUCGUGUUCCAGGAAGGGGAGCCCAUCGUGCUGAGGUGCCACAGCUGGAAAAACAGCCCUCUGAAUAAGGUCGUAUUCUUCCAGAAUGGAAAAUCCAAGACGUUUUCCUAUCUGCGUUCCAACUUCUCUAUCCCACAAGCAAACCUCAGUCACAGUGGCGAGUACCACUGCACGGGAUUUAUCGGGCGGGCACUGGUCUCAUCACAGCCUGUGACCAUCACUGUCCAAGGUCCGGCAAUUCUAUUCAUCGUUCCACCUUGGUAUCAAAUCACUUUCUGCCUGGUGAUGGGGAUCCUUUUUGCAGUGGAUACAGAGCUGUAUUUUUCUGUGCAGAGAGACCUUCAAAGCUCAGUGGGAGACUGGAAGAACUGCAAAGUCAGAUGGAGCCAAGGCCCUCAGGAUAAAUGACCCCUCAUCCCACGGUGUAACAGCAGUGGCAGCAGCAUCUCUUCAGGCCAUAACUUUCCUCUUCCCCUGGCCCCACCUUGACAGCAACGUGGGCUCAGGAGCUUCCAGGGAAAGAAAAGGCCUGUGAUCUCCAGAGCUAAAAUCCUAAUAGGCCCUACCGUCACUGAUUUCCCUAAGGCCAAGGCACAGUCACAGCCCACCCAGCUCUACAAGGACUCAGAGCAAAUGUGUUUCACAGAUCCUUGACAGAGGUUCCUCAAAUGUAUGAAACCUCAGGAAAUCCUGCUUCUACUUUCAAAAUAAAUCCAACAAUCUGAACACUUCUCAGUACUCUACUACUAGCAUCUUGGUCCAUGCCACCAUCCUCUCACUUGAAUUACUGCAGCAGCCUCCUGACUGCUCUCCCUGCACCCACCCAUGACACCCGACAGUCCAUUCUCACCAUAACAGCCAAUGUGUGUUGUAUCUGUCACUUCUUUUCUUGAAGCCAUGCAAUCGCUUCCC
Balaenoptera ricei (Rice's whale) is the source of this 1356-nucleotide messenger RNA. Its product is annotated as low affinity immunoglobulin gamma Fc region receptor II-like. Gene Ontology annotation, biological process: cell surface receptor signaling pathway. The transcript has 4 exons. Gene Ontology annotation, molecular function: transmembrane signaling receptor activity. NCBI's taxonomy places the organism in Eukaryota, Metazoa, Chordata, Mammalia, Artiodactyla, Balaenopteridae. The record is from RefSeq and is a predicted model, not a curated record. The coding region runs from base 49 to 852 and encodes 267 amino acids.